Messenger RNA from Ruditapes philippinarum (Manila clam), 1993 nucleotides. RefSeq lists its product as uncharacterized. Bases 90 to 1016 code for a protein of 308 amino acids. Lineage: Eukaryota; Metazoa; Mollusca; Bivalvia; Venerida; Veneridae. The transcript has 2 exons. The record is from RefSeq and is a predicted model, not a curated record.
AGAUCACCGUUUUACAGGCCUUCACCUUCAUUAUGCUUCUACGAACUAAAAUCAUGAAAAUCGACAGUUUUUCAUAGAAUAUUCCUUGCAUGCGUUUUGACAAGGGCAAAUAUUUGGUAGUAAGACACGUUCAAAACGGAAUAACGCAGCCAAUGUCAUCAAGUGGAAAGCAUAAGAGUGCUAUGAUGUCAGCUGAAGUUAUGCCAGGCUCAUCGUCUGAAGUAGAGAAAGCUAUUGCUGAUGAAGAGGCAAAUGUUGCUAUUCCUGCCAAGAAGGCAAAGGUCGAGAAAGAUCAGCCCAAUUCUGAUACACCUGAAGAUGUUAAUGCUUAUAUGAAAAGGACUUACGAUGUGAGACGAAGUUACAUCACUGUUGAAUUACCUACUAUUAAUGAAGUGAAGGAAACUUACCCGGAACUAUUUGUAGACAGGCAGAUAAUGCUCGAGUUUGAGAGAAUAACUGAUAUAGAUUUAGAUCACGCCCUACAAGAAUAUUGUGUUUCACACUGGCGGGACAUUACCGAUAUGUGUCAUAAGAUUCCCAGUGCAAAAGAUUUAUUGAAACAAGCGGAAUGUGUUAAGAAGGACAGUCCGUCUUUGGAGCAGUACUGGGAUAUGGUUGCGUCGUUAUGUCUCGUCCCUUACAUGAUGAAGGAGAACCUGUGUGAUAUGGUGAUAGAAAUAGGCGAAGAUGAGCAGGUUGAUCCUAAAGGAAAAAUAGUUCCUGUGCUUAUCUCUAAAGGUAACGUUUUUAAGAGCGAUGAAUUUAUUCUCGUUGUAGAAGAAGAAGUUGUUCAGGAAUUUGAGGAGUUCACGAUUGCAUUUGCAAGUCUGUUUGCAACAUACUGGAUAUUUAACAUGGAAUACCCAGAUACUCUGGUGUUUACAUACAACUUUAUCCAGAAGGUUAUGGUAGGGCUUAAAGAUGGUACCACAUUGCCAACACCUUGUAAAGAAAUUCAGCAAAAGCUGAUCAAAAUGGCUAAAAUUCGCACAAAUAAAGACAAGCAAAAGUGAUUUCAGAAUAUAUAGUCAUGAAAAACUUUGCUAUUGAGAUGUUUCUAUUGAGAUGUUUUAAGCUUGUAAACUUUUCGUUAUAGAAAGUGAAGGCAGCAAAUAUUUGAUUAUUUUUAAGGAUGGAGAUGUUCUUUCAUUAGCCAACAGUACAAAUUACAGUAAAAGAUGAUGUACCUCAAUGAUGAUGAUUAUUGUCAAAACAAGUGUAGAUGUUUUAAUUUAGUGUAUAUAUGGUGUAGCUUGAACCUGAACUAAAUUUUAAAUAUGAUGGACCAAAAAUCAAUUAUUUUUACAGAUUGUACCUUAGCAAAGUUUAUAAUUUUUCUCUUCAACCUCUUUAGAGGUUUGACACAAGUGGAUGAAAAAUGCAUAACAAAGGCCAAUUGUUGAAAAUGGUAGUAAAUUUUCAGACAGAAAUUGAACUUUUUUUUUACAACAUUUCAUUGUUACUAUGUUUGUUUUAUUAAACAGCAUUGUUUUUUGUUGUGGCAUAUGAUAAUAAGAAGCGCCCUGAAUACUUGCUAACAAAGCAUGUCUUUUGUGAAAAUAUAAAUUGUACCAAGAAUUUCCUUUCUAAAAAAGACAUGUUUAUUUUUACAAUUCUGAUCCACCAUCACCCUUAUUUUGUUUUGCGAUCUUUUACAAAAUACCACUUACAAUGAAAAACAGAUGGUACUGUUUAUUAGUUCAUCUGUUUCAAAGAAAAAGUCCAGUGAUUACAUGUAUGAUCACCAUGUCAUGAUUGUCAUCGUCAUGCAAAAAACUUUAAUGUUGGUGACAUAGAAUACUUACUUAUCAUGACAAGCAAUAUGUUAUGAGUUAUGUCCCUUAUGUUCCCUUUUAACUUAGAAUAUUUGUAAAAAUUGGUUAUCCAUACGCAUUCACCAUAACAGACGAGCGUUAACACCUUAUUCGGUGCUCUUAUUUCUUUGCUGCAACAAAAGAAAAGUUCCACCGAAAGAUCAUUUUAUAUUUUU